GAGAAUUUGAAGCCGAGGAAGCACCGUACCUAAGUCGGGGCUUCCGCUUCAACAAUUCACAUGUACGCAUAGCCUAAAACACCAAAAUCCAGUAUGGAAAUCGAGAAUAUCGAGGAAGCGCAAGUCACGGCCGUCUCCACUGAGGGAAGCAAUUCUGUGGCAGUAGAAAUUAAUGAAGCAGCUGGGAUUCGAGAAUUCACCGCGCAGGAACUAGCCAAAAUAGAACAACAUAUAACGUGGUAUUCACAAGACGCCUUAAAGUUGAAAGAAGAAGCCUCCCGCGAAAACACUCGCUGCAUCUAUAGAGUCCUCCCGAAGCAAAAGGAGAUCAACGGCAACUUGUACAAGCCAAGCACCGUCUCCAUCGGGCCUUACCACUACGGAGACAGUGACCUCAGGGCCAACGAAGAGUACAAGUGGCGCUGCCUCGGUUCCUUGCUCGCCAAGACCCAAUCCGUAGGCGAAACCUAUAAGCAAUACUUGAAAGAAAUAGCCCAACUUGAAGGGCAAAUCAGAGAUUGUUAUUCUGAAGAGAUCGAUCUCGAUGAAUUCCUCGAAAUGAUUGUUCGUGAUGGUUGUUUUAUAAUAGAGUUGUUUCGCACGUUUGGCAGUCAUAGACCCCCGGAGGAACCUCUCACCACCAUGGAAUGGAUAUUACCGUAUGUUUACAGAGACUUUCUCCUGCUUGAGAAUCAGCUCCCUUUCUUCGUUCUGGAAACGUUAUUUGAGAUUACCAGGAUGCCUGCAGACGGCGACCUUCCGUCCUUGUUCGUGCUUGCUUUGCGAUUCUUUCAAAAGGCAAUGAGAGUACCUGACGAAUUCAUCGACAGGUCCGCGUCCGCCAAUCUCAGGCCCUUGCAUUUGCUGGACUUGGUCCGGUCUAGCUUAAUCCCAGCCGAUCUAGUGCCACCAAAUAGUGUGCGCUACCCAGGGACCCAAGUUUUUCCCUGCGUCUCGAAGCUCCGUAGUGCGGGGAUUGAGAUCAGGCCGGGCCAGGCAGAGAGUUUCUUGGUGGUGAAGGUGGAGAACCGUGUGAUUGAGAUGCCCAGCAUAGCCAUGAACGACUUCAUGAAAUAUCUCUUGUUCAACUGCGUGGCAUUCGAGCAGUGCCACAAGAGGAUUACGAAGCACUUGAGCGUUUACGCCACUUUCCUGCACUGCCUUGUGAACACAGACAAUGACUUUGAUUACCUAUACGAGCGCAAAGUGUUUUACCUUGGGGCUGACGCAGAGCUUACGGGCUUCAUCAACAAGUUGGGGAAGGACUUGUUGUUUGAUAUUGAUUCUUGUUAUUUGUCCAAGUUGUUCAAUGAUGUUAACCAGUUUUAUCGGAUAUGAGGAGGUACUAUUGGAAGUGGGCGACCUUCAAGCGUGAAUAUUAUGACAAGCCUUGGUUGUUCAUUUCGGCAAUUCUUGCCUUUGUCCUCCUACUGCUUACUAUAACGCAGACCGCCAUCGCCAUCCUCACAUAUUUAAAAAAAAAACACUCCCCUCUGCCUUCCUCCUCCAUACCCUAAUAACUAGUCUUUUGUAAAGAUUAUUAGAGGAUCGUGGAUUUUAGGCGUACUUGUGAAGCUCUUGUUGUUUUCUUUGUCACUACUGUUAAUCGAUUUACUGGCUGUCGUCGUGGGAGUUAA
Molecule: messenger RNA, 1637 nt
Organism: Alnus glutinosa
Lineage: Eukaryota; Viridiplantae; Streptophyta; Magnoliopsida; Fagales; Betulaceae
Product: UPF0481 protein At3g47200-like
Exons: 1
Coding region: 94-1338 (414 amino acids)
Source: RefSeq, a predicted model, not a curated record